AAAUUAAAGAUGAAAUAAAAAAUCAUUUCAAAGAAUGGACAAAGGAAAACCCUACAAAAAAUCAAAGUAUAGAAGACCCAAUAACAAUGAAGGAACUAGAACAGGGUAUCAAAGAGGCCCUUUUGAAAAAAGCAACAGGCCCUCAAGCAAUAUUUAAUGAAAUGCUAAAACACAUAGACCUAUAUACAAAAAACAAAAUACUAGCUAUUCUCAAUAGCUGCAUAAAUCUACAAACUAUUCCUAAAUCUUGGAAAAAAGGCAACAUAUACCCAAUAUCCAAAAAGCAGUGA
This is a messenger RNA of Racocetra persica, 290 nucleotides long. NCBI's taxonomy places the organism in Eukaryota, Fungi, Glomeromycota, Glomeromycetes, Diversisporales, Gigasporaceae. The record is from the annotation of a GenBank genome assembly.